Molecule: messenger RNA, 1347 nt
Organism: Aquila chrysaetos chrysaetos
Lineage: Eukaryota; Metazoa; Chordata; Aves; Accipitriformes; Accipitridae
Gene: SKIC8
Product: WD repeat domain 61
Exons: 11
Coding region: 228-1145 (305 amino acids)
Cellular component (GO): Cdc73/Paf1 complex
Molecular function (GO): protein binding
Source: RefSeq, a predicted model, not a curated record
CAAGCGGCUCAACACGGAGCCCACAGCAUCAGUCCCACGGCUCUCACCGGCAUCCCCUGAAGAAGGCGGCGGCGGCGGCGAGCUGGGCUGCCAACGCUCGGGCCCUUUGCGCUGCCGGGCGGGCGGGAAGGGCAGCGUCGGGCAGCCUGGGUGGGACGCGCGCUGCCCGGGGACCUGCCGCCGCCACAGGGGUUGAGCAUUCCUGUUAAGAUUGCUGCCGUAAAGACAUGACCACACAGUACGGUAUUCUCUUCAAGCAAGAGCAAGCUCACGAUGAUGCCAUUUGGUCAGUUGCCUGGGGAAAAAAUAAAAAAGAUGGUUCUGAAACAGUGAUCUCUGGUUCUUUGGAUGAUCUAGUGAAGGUCUGGAAGUGGAAUGAUGAAAAAUUGGAUCUACAGUGGACUUUGGAGGGUCACCAGCUGGGCGUGGUAUCUGUGGAUAUCAGCCACACAGGCUCCAUUGCAGCAUCCAGCUCCCUAGAUGCCCAUAUUCGCCUUUGGGAUUUAGAAACCGGCAAACAAAUCAAGUCAAUAGAUGCUGGUCCUGUUGAUGCUUGGUCCCUGGCUUUUUCACCUGAUUCCCAGUACCUUGCAACAGGAAGUCAUGUGGGAAAAGUAAAUAUUUUUGGUGUUGAAACCGGAAAGAAAGAAUAUUCUCUGGACACCAGAGGAAAGUUCAUCCUUAGCAUUGCAUAUAGUCCAGAUGGAAAAUACUUAGCCAGUGGAGCAAUAGAUGGCAUUAUCAAUAUUUUUGAUAUUGCAACUGGAAAACUUCUGCAUACGCUAGAAGGUCAUGCGAUGCCUAUUCGUUCACUGACAUUUUCUCCAGAUUCUCAGUUACUUGUAACUGCUUCAGAUGACGGCUAUAUCAAAAUCUACGAUGUGCAACAUGCAAACUUGGCUGGCACAUUAAGUGGUCAUGGAUCCUGGGUAUUAAAUGUAGCAUUUUGUCCUGAUGAUACCCAUUUUGUUUCCAGUUCAUCUGAUAAAAGUGUAAAAGUUUGGGAUGCUGGAACGAGAACCUGUGUUCACACUUUCUUGGACCACCAAGAUCAGGUUUGGGGAGUGAAGUACAAUGGAAGUGGGUCCAAAAUUGUAUCUGUUGGAGAUGAUCAAGAAAUUCAUAUUUAUGACUGUCCAGUUUAAGUGUCUUAACUCAGACCCUCUGGUUCACUCUUGUGGCAGUAUCUGGGAAUACUAUCAUCCUUCUAUGUCAUUUUUUAGUAUUACAAAAGCAUUUUAGUAAUGCUGAUCUGCAAAAUCAGAUAUGUUUGUAUGUAAUUUUGAUUUUGUUUAGCAUGAGAGAAAGCUUUACUUUUUUUAAAAUAAAAGCUACAGAUGCAAGUAA